AUGGAUUCCGCGGAAAGACACUCCGUGCAUAUUUCGUGUCUUUUUCCCGAAAUUCUCGCUAUAAUCUUCACAUAUUUGGACGUCAAGGAAAAGGGACGUGCGGUGCAGGUCUGUACGGCCUGGCGGGAUGCAGGGUAUCACCGUGUCGUAUGGAGGGGAGUAGAGGCGAAGCUGCAUUUGCGUCGCGCCAAUCCCUCUUUGUUUCCAAGUCUUGUUCGCAGAGGGAUUUCUCGGAUUCAAAUCCUCAGUUUGCGGCGGAGUUUGAAAGACGUCGUUGCUGGUAUCCCAAACCUCCAAAGCCUGAAUCUCAGUGGCUGUUAUAAUGUAACCGAUGUGGCAUUGGCUAAUGCAUUUAGCCACGAAAUUCCCUCCCUUAUCGAACUCAAUCUGAGCCUAUGUAAACAAAUAACUGACAGCAGCCUAGCAAAGAUUUGCCAGUGGUUAAAAAAUCUGGAGGUGCUAGAACUUGGAGGCUGCACUAAUGUUACUAACACUGGCCUCUUAUUAUGUGCCUGGGGCAUUCGUAAACUACGCCGGUUAAAUUUGCGGAGUUGCCGACAAGUUGGUGAUCAAGGGAUCGGACACUUGGCUGGUAACAUUUCGCAUACUGCUACUGGAACUUUGGCACUGGAACAUCUCGGUCUGCAAGACUGCCAAAAACUAACAGACCAAGCCCUGAAACAUGUCAGCAUUGGACUAAUUACAUUGAGGAGUGUAAAUCUCAGCUUUUGUGGCAGCAUCACCGACUCUGGCUUACGUUUUUUGUCCAAAAUGCCAACAUUGUGUGAAAUAAACCUUCGAAGUUGUGACAAUAUCAGUGACAUCGGUGUUGGAUAUCUGGCGGAGGGUGGAUCUAAAAUCACCAAUUUGGACGUCAGUUUCUGUGAACGAAUCGGAGACCAGUCGCUUAUUCAUAUUUCACAAGGACUAUAUCGGCUAAAUAAUCUCAGUCUCAGUGCAUGUAACAUUAGUGACGAAGGAAUAGAAAAAUUGGUGCAGGGACUUCAGGAACUAUCAACACUGAAUAUCGGACAGUGUAACAAGGUGACAGACAAGGGCCUGCGUUUGAUAUCGGAGAAUUUACGCAAUCUUGCCUGCAUCGAUCUGUAUGGUUGUACAAAGAUAACAACUGUUGGACUGGAGCUUAUUAUGCAGUUACCUAGUCUGCGGACUCUGAACCUGGGCCUAUGGCAUAAGAAGUAGUCAGUGGUACUGGGCCAACCAAAUAGAGUGGAAGUCCAGGGACCCCUUCUUUACAUGUGCCGCACACAGAUGAUGUCCUGAAAGGCGUCCUCACAGACAAUGCUAGCUACAACUGAAUACUCUGUAACAAGUGUCUUUUAGAGAGGGUGUCCUAACAUCGUUUUAGCAAGAUGUGCAAUGUAGUGACAUCCAAGUCCAAAGUUAAGGAGCUAGGUCGUUUAUGUCUUAGUGAAUGUACUAAGAUUGGGUCACUCUAGUCUUGUAUUCCAAUCAUGACAGUGGUUGCCCAUCAAGAGGAAUAAAUUGGUACAUGGUAUUAUAAAUUCUAAACCGUGUCUGGUGAUCAUGUCCACCUAUAUUUUCCUUCUUCAACAACGUCAGUUGCUCUCAUUUUAAAAUGAGAAUUCCGAAUAAUGUGAAAAACUGCCUGGUAACAAACAGAAGUUCCCUAUCAUUCAGAAAAUUCCUGCCCUGUGUCUGCGUGUCGCCAUGGAGCCUUGGUUGCUCAUCCAUGGCAUGCCUGCUGGGCAAAAUCCGUAUUCAAUGGGAUCAUUGUCACUGUCCAUGCUUGAAUGAUUUCAAUGGCUCUGCCGCUGAAGAUAAUCAUGUACUGUGCAUAUUUGGCUUUUUAUGUGGAUGUACAGUGUGCUGUGUUGGUAUGCCGAUUGUAGGGUAUGGUGUAAUUUUUUGCUACAUUUGCACUUGGAUGACCUCCAGGCACUAUUGUCCAUCCCAUCUCGAACUGGAUUGGAGGAUAAGUUUUUAUCGGGGAGUUAAAAGUUGAAGGAGUCUACAUGAUUUGCAUGUACUAUGGCUACCUUUUGUUUUGGAAACUUUCACGACGCCUCUUGACCGAUGGUACAGUGCAAGGCCGGUCCUGAGCUUGAGCUGUCGCCGGGGGUGUUAUCUUAAAUAAUUAUGGUGUAAAGUAGAGCUUUGUUUCUCAUGGUAAAGCUGUGUCUUUACAGUGUUGCAUCAAUCCGGCAUGUGGUGAGGAACAUCAAGUUACUUCUGGACGGUGCUGUAUGAUGUUGUAAGAAUUUUAUGUACUUCUGUACAUUUGUGCUAUGAAAGUUUCGUCUUUGAAAUAAAGUAAAACCUGUACAUUUUGAAAUAUUGAUAUUGUACUGUAAUGAGACCGUGUUGAAGUUUGAUAAAUGACACUGUUAAAUUCAUGAGCAAUGGUGCUGAAAUUGAAGCAUUUUAUUUUUACAUACAUUACUCGUUUUGGAACAAAAAGACAAGGGGAACAUGAUGUGAAUAAAAUUACAC
This is a messenger RNA of Lineus longissimus, 2475 nucleotides long. Its product is annotated as F-box/LRR-repeat protein 14-like. The transcript has a single exon. Gene Ontology annotation, cellular component: SCF ubiquitin ligase complex. Lineage: Eukaryota; Metazoa; Nemertea; Pilidiophora; Heteronemertea; Lineidae. The record is from RefSeq and is a predicted model, not a curated record. Gene Ontology annotation, biological process: SCF-dependent proteasomal ubiquitin-dependent protein catabolic process. Bases 1 to 1203 code for a protein of 400 amino acids. Gene Ontology annotation, molecular function: protein binding.